This is a messenger RNA of Prunus avium (sweet cherry), 2632 nucleotides long. Its product is annotated as receptor-like protein EIX2. Lineage: Eukaryota; Viridiplantae; Streptophyta; Magnoliopsida; Rosales; Rosaceae. The record is from RefSeq and is a predicted model, not a curated record. Gene Ontology annotation, molecular function: protein binding.
GAUCCUAUAUACAAGAUAGCGUGUCCGCGACGACGCGUACAAAAGCUCAACCAUCUGAAUUCUCAUUUUAAUCUUGCAGACUCAUAUAUUUAGUCCUACAGAUCAUCCCAUUGCAUAAGAAUCAUGGGUCACAGCAGUGUUAGUGCUUCCAUCCAACUUGUCUCACUAAUUAUACUGUCAGGAAUUUUAUCCCUUGAAACCAUUAAACUCGGUUUCUGCAGUGAUGAUCAUAAUGUAGGAUGCAUAGAUAUAGAGAGGAAAGCCCUUCUCAAGCUCAAACAAGGCCUCACAGAUCUUUCCGGACGGCUUUCGUCUUGGGUGGGAGAAGAUUGCUGCAAAUGGAGUGGUGUAGGCUGCAACAACAUAACUGGACGUGUCAACAGGCUCAAUCUUCACAAUCGUGAUUGGUUUGAUUAUUACGGACCAACAGAGCAUGGAUUUGAUGGUGAGAUCAACCCUUCUUUGCUUGUUUUGAAAGAUUUGGAAUACUUGGAUUUGAGCUUGAAUUUGUUUGGAGGUGUCCAAUUUCCAAGUUUCAUUGGAUCACUAGAGAAACUGAAAUACCUCAAUCUCUCUCGUACAUAUUUUGUUGGAGUCAUUCCCCCCAAUCUUGGAAACCUCUCAAGGUUGCUUUAUCUUGAUCUUAAGAGUUCUGGAACUCUUGAGACUGACCUUCAGUGGCUUGCAACUCUUUCUUCCUUAAAGUACCUUAACUUGGGAGGAGUGAACCUUACUAAGACUACAUCUUAUUGGCUUCCCGCUGUUAAUAUGCUCCCUUCACUAGUUGAAUUGUAUUUGCCCCAUUGUAGUCUUCCCAUGCUUCCUCUCACUCUUCCUUCCAUCAAUUUCACAUCCCUUUCAGUUCUUGAUCUCUCUGGCAAUGAAUUCACCUCCACGAUACCUCCUUGGUUGUUUAAUCUCACUAAACUAGAGAAGUUGGAUUUCUCAGUUAACAGUCUUACAGGAAAACUGCCUGAUUCUUUGGGACAUCUUAAAAGCUUGAGAUUCCUCAACUUGUCGUAUAACUCAUUUCAGGGUUCAAUCCCAAAAUCGAUUGGAAAUUUAAGAUUCAGCUAUGAUUCCCAUGUUGAUUUGACUUCAAACCGCUUUGAAGGCCCACUCCCACUUUGGUCCUCAAACAUUUCCUUGCUGUAUCUUAGAGAUAAUCUAUUUUCAGGGCCAAUUCCUCAUAACAUUGGUCAAGUGAUGCCCAAUUUGAAAUAUCUAGACAUUUCUACGAACUCUUUGAGUGGAAGCAUUCCCCUGUUCUUGGGUAAUUUAAGCCAAUUACAAUUCAUAUUGAUCUCAAAUAACCUCUUGUCUGGUGAGAUUCCUUAUUUUUGGAACAAUAUGCCAUCAUUGGUUUGUAUAAACUUGUCAAACAACAGUCUCUCUGGUGAGAUUCCUCAUUUUUGGAACAAUAUGCCAUCAUUGGGUUGUAUAGACUUGUCAAGCAACAGUCUCUCUGGUACAAUCCCAAGAUCCUUAGGCUCUCUUACUUCACUCAAGUUCUUGAUCCUCUCUAGCAACAACUUUUCAGGUGAAGUUCCUUCCUUGAAAAACUGCACUAACCUGAGAAUUCUUGAUCUUGGUGAUAACAAGUUUUUUGGACCGAUUCUAGCUUUCAUUGGUGAAAGCAUGCUCUCUUUAAAGAUUUUAAGCUUGAGGUCCAACUCAUUUACGGAAAGCAUCCCUUUAAAAUUAUGUGGCCUUUCCGCUCUCCGUAUAUUGGACUUCUCACACAAUAAUCUUUCCGGAAAUAUUCCCCACUGCUUAGGUAAUUUGAGUCACUUGAAAUAUGAGAACAUUGACUAUUAUUCCCUUGGUUGCAUUAAAAGUUUUGAGUUAGUGUCAAAAGGAAGAGUGUUUGUAUAUGAUUAUCACUCCAUCCUUGCCCUUGUUACUAGCAUUGAUCUAUCGGACAAUAAAUUGUCAGGAGAGAUACCUAUGGGCCUAACAAGCCUUAUAAAGUUGCGCAUCUUAAAUUUGUCCAUGAAUCAUUUGACAGGAAUUAUCCCAGCAAAUAUCGGAAACCUGGAGUUGAUAGAAACUCUUGAUCUAUCAUUGAACAAACUUUCAGGUUCAAUUCCACAGAGCAUGGUUUCUUUAACAUUUUUGAAUCAUUUGAAUAUGUCAUACAAUAACUUGUCCGGGAAAAUCCCAACGGGUAACCAGUUUCAGACCUUUGUUGACCCGUCAAUUUAUACGGGUAAUGCUGGUCUUAGCGGGUGUCCAUUACCAAUUGGUUGCCAAGACAAUGAAGAAACACCUCAAGUUCCAAGUGGAGAUGGAGGAGAGGAUGAUGAUGACAGUAAACUUGAAAAGCUACCGUUCGUCAUCAGCAUGGUGAUAGGUUUCUGUGCAGGGUUUUGGGGAGUUUUUGGGACUUUGGCCAUGAAGAGGUCUUGGAGGCAUGCCUAUUUUCACUUCCUUGACAAAGUGAAAGAUGCUGUCCUUGAUUUUUUCUCAGCCAUUGGUACUUAUCUGCAGAAAAGAUCGUAGAGUACAGAAGAAGUUGCACAUGUGAAGGCAUAUGUAUGCAAGCAAAUAAAGCAGUAUUGUCCUUUACAAUUUUCUAAGUUGGUUGUUAUAUGCAUUUAUACUUGUAUGUGUUGUGCUAGAAGCACCAAGC